AUCCUCUUUUUCCCUGACAACCGUUUUACACACACAUAUAUAUAUGUAACGUUUUUCAUCUAAUAAAGCAGAGGUCUUCAUAUAGCGAUUAUUUCCAUCUACGGAAAUACCAUUCUUCACAUUGGUGCACUGGCCCAGCGUUUGUCAAUUCAUCAUCACAAACAGCUUCGCUUACUUCGGAUUAGCAAAUUAUCAGACUGGUGGAAACACGGAAUACAACCGACGACCAAGCACAAGCUAAUCUUGCGCAAUAUCAAGCUCAGCUUCAAGCAAACCAGGCGAAACGUAUCAUGGCAUCUCACUUACCAACGCAGUUGUUGUUAAAAAGUAUCCAAACCAUUGAACUAUUCAAAGGAUCAGAUGACCAAGAUCCCACCAUCUGGUUACAAUCUAUCGACGAAUUAUUCGAUGCGAUCAAAAUUUCGAAAGCGGAUCGACGUCUGUUCCUUCCGAUGUAUUUCGGUGAAGAUGUCAAGAAGUGGUUUCGUAGUGAACAUCACAAGGAGGACUAUGAUGAGUUUAAGAAGGAUUUUAUUACUACAUUCACUUCAUCAGUCCAACAACUUCAAAUUGCAACCAAGUUAAUGAAUCGACGUCAAGGGGGGGAUGAAUCGGUACAAGCUUAUUAUUUCGAUAUGCUCGCCAUGUGUGCCCGUUACAAUCCGACUAUGACCGAAGACGAAAAGAUUUUAUAUCUUGUGCGCGGUCUCAAACCAUCAAUCCAACAACAUGUUAUAUUGACUAAUCCAAAAACAUGUCAGGAUCUAUUUGAGCACGCGAAGAGAACCGAAGCAGCCACAAAAAUGAGUCAACCUGUUUUACCAUCGCCGCCUUCACAGGUAGAUAUCGACGAAACCACAGCGGCACUUCGACAGACCUCUAUCAACAACACCCAUCGCCAAGUCAGAUCCAAUAAUGAAAACAAACGAUACUCUUCAUAUACUAGAUGGAAUCAAUACGGAUAUCCUCAUUCGACUUAUCGAAAACCACGAAAUCAAGGAUCUGAAUUGUCAUUUAAACUAAUCAGGGUGCCGCAGGAUGGUAGUGUCACCCGUACUCCACCAAAUCCAUCACAACUUAUUUAUAUUCCGAUCAGUAUUGACUCUGUUGACGUGCGAGCUAUGGUCGAUACAGGAUCUACAAUUUCGGCUAUUAAUCAAGAUUAUUUCCACAAAUUAAACCACAACUAUACAGUAUACUCAUCUACAACAUCAUGCAAAACAGCGAAUAAUACUCAAUUGUCAACCAUUGGACGGGUGAUGCUACCGAUAACCAUCAACAACAUCCAAGUGCCCAUUAGCGUUUUCAUCAUUGAGAAUCUUUGCACUGAACUAUUAUUAGGAAACGAUUUUUGUAACCUAUUCAAAGCGCGCAUUGAUUCCCAUAAAAGAACUUUAUCAAUAAAAACAGAACAUCAAUACACGAAAGUGAGUUUUCUGAAUCCCUCCAACAAAUCCCAAGUUUGUAACAUCCAUACUCUAUAUGAUAUUGAAAUCCCACCACUCUCAGGACGAGUCGUAGCAGCUGCAACAUCGGCCCCAUGGCCAACAGCGGUAUUCACUCCGUCUUCAAAGAUCCUGAACAAACAAAUGAUCAUUGCACCACAUGCGUUGGUCUCAAUUGACAAUAGUCAAACUACGAUAACUCUAAUGAAUCCAUCUCCUAGUACUCAAACAGUCAAAAAAGGAACCAAACUUGGUUUUGUCAGUUAUUGCUCUGAUAAUAGUUGUCAUUAUGUUCAGCCUCUUACAGUUCACGAACACCAACAUAUUUCGACACUUGCAACAGAUAUGAAUUCCGGCAAGACAACGGCAGUCACGCACAUUCCUAAUAUUAUUUCACAUUUACCGCAAUAUCAGCAAAAACAGAUCUUGCCGAUAUUGCAGAAAUAUGAAUCCGUUUUUGAUACAACAGCUCCUUCUCUCAUGAAAACCAAUAAUGUACACCAUCGCAUUCCAAUUCAACCACACCAUCAACCUAUUCAAUCGUAUCCAUACCGAAAAUCAGCUAAGGAAACAGCAAUUAUCAAUGAGCAAGUAACGGAAAUGCUGGAUAGCCAUAUCAUCCGUCCAAGCACUAGCCCUUGGUCUUCACCGGUGGUCAUUAUCAAGAAGAAAGACGGUAGUCCACGCUUUUGCGUUGAUUAUCGCCGACUUAAUUUGAUCACAGAAAGAGAUGUCUACCCGUUACCCAGAAUUGAUGAUAUUCUAGAUAAAUUAGCUGGUUCGCGCUAUUUUACGACUUUUGACCUCAAGGCAGGGUACUGGCAAAUACCCAUUGCCGAAGAAGAUAAAAAGAAAACGGCGUUUAUUACCACUGAUGGUUUAUACGAAUUCAACGUGUUACCAUUUGGGUUAUCCAACGCGCCUGCCACGUUCCAACGCACAAUCAACUCUGUCUUAGGUUCGCUUCGAUGGGAUAUCACGCUGGUGUAUUUAGAUGACAUCAUUGUCUACUCACCUUCGUUUGAUCAACACCUUCAACAUCUAGACCAAGUGCUUUGCGCCUUACACAAGGCAAACGUCAAGCUGAAUUCGAAGAAAUGCUCUUUAGCUCGCAAACAGCUAGACUACUUAGGAUUUCGUAUUACACAAGACGGUAUUAAACCAACCACUGCGAAUGUCAAAAAGACCAUUGAUUUUCCCGUCCCGACAACUGCCAAAGCUGCCUACUCCUUUGUACAGAUGGCCCAAUUUUAUCGCCGGUUUAUCAAGGACUUUGCUAGCAUUGCCGCUCCCCUAAAUAGAUUCAAGAUUAAGAACACUAAGUUUCUUUGGACAAUCGAAUGUCAGAGAUCAUUUGAUCUUUUGAAGCAAAAACUGUCUCAAUAUCCUCUACUUGCCUUUUUCGAUGGCCAAUCACCAUUGAAACUGAAAAUCAACACGGAUGCAUCGAAUGCGGGUAUCGGUGGCGUUCUUCACCAAGUUACAGUCGAUGGUCACUUGCAACCUAUUCAGUACUUAUCACGAUCAUUAUCUAAACAGGAACAGAAAUACUCAGUCAUUGAGAAAGAGUGUCUGGCUAUGGUCUGGUGUAUUAGCAAACUUCGACCAUAUCUAUAUGGCCGUGACUUCACUCUCAUCACCGAUCAUCAUCCAUUGUGUUGGCUUAAUAAACAAUCAUCUAAAAAUGGUCGCCUAGAUCGUUGGUCAUUACAACUCCAGGAAUAUACGUUCAAUAUUAAAUACACCUCGGGAUCAUCUAACUGUGUUGCCGAUUGUUUGUCACGCUAUCCAACCGAAACUCCAGAUAAUCUCGUCGAUGAACAACAACAACAACUCAUGCAUGGCCAACCGGAUCCCAAAAUAAUGGCUAUUCUGCCAACGUUUGAUUCCUCAAAAAUCAAAGACGAGCAACGGCAAGAUACUUGCAUUCACAAUUUAUAUGAAAAAGUCCUGCUUGGCAAAUACAAACAAUCAUAUUCAGUGGCAAAUGAUGUUCUGUGUAAGAUUAUUCAUCGUCCUGGGAACAUCACCUUGACCGUACCAUAUAUACCUCAAUCUAUGAUUGAUCCCUUACUUGCGGCGUAUCACGACAAUCCUACCGCUGGUCAUUUAGGUAUCACCAAAACCUGGCACAAAAUUCGUGAUAGAUAUUUCUGGCCCGGUAUGUAUAACCAAAUUAAAAAGUAUAUUUUGUCCUGUACUCAAUGUAAUCAUUUCAAAACAUCGCGAACAAAAGCAGUCGGUAAACUACAACCGAUCGAACCACCCAAUGGAGUUUUAGAUAUGAUGGGUUUAGACUUUGUGGGACCAAUUCCUUCGUCAUCGAGUGGAAACAAGUACAUUUUAGUAUGUACGGAUUACCUCUCACGUUACGCUAUUACCCAGGCUACGAAGAAUUGUACAGCCGAAACAGCAGCUAAGUUUUUAGUGGAGCAGGUUAUUUUACGUUUUGGAGUUCCUAGACAGCUUCUCACUGAUCGAGGAUCCCAUUUCAUGUCACACGUAUUCGAAGCCAUUGCUUCAAGAUGCGGUAUCAAUCACAUAACCACUACCACAUAUCACCCACAGUGUAAUGGACUUACUGAAAGGUUCAAUUCCACUUUGGUCGAUUCCAUAGGAACCUACGUCAACCAACAACAAAGUGACUGGGAUUGCUACUUACCAUUCGUCACUUUUGCCUACAACACAGCCAAACAAGCAACUAUUCAAAUGGAACCUUUCAAAUUGAUGUAUGGUCGUGAUGCUAUUCUUCCAUUCGAUGUCAACUCUUCAAUUUCGAACUUACCUGUGGCUGGCGAUUAUUAUAACCAACUAAUUAGGUUUCUGCAACAAGCGAAAUCCACAGCCUGGUACAGAAUCAAGCAGCAACAAGAUAUCUAUAAACGAACUUACGAUACUGGACGGAAAGAUCUUUCCCCACUUCAACCCAAUCAACUAGUUUUUCUCAAACAAAUGAUGCCUAAGCAUCUGAAGAAAUUUUCACCAAAAUAUUAUGGCCCUUUUGCAGUGAUACGUCAAAUCGGUCGUCUCAACUAUUUAGUCAAACAUGUUAAUGAUGGUCACGUCGAAAAGGUGCAUGUCUCACGAAUUCGUCUUAUCAACUAA
Molecule: messenger RNA, 4550 nt
Organism: Adineta ricciae
Lineage: Eukaryota; Metazoa; Rotifera; Eurotatoria; Adinetida; Adinetidae
Source: the annotation of a GenBank genome assembly